Molecule: messenger RNA, 1503 nt
Organism: Arvicola amphibius (Eurasian water vole)
Lineage: Eukaryota; Metazoa; Chordata; Mammalia; Rodentia; Cricetidae
Gene: Slc2a5
Product: solute carrier family 2 member 5
Exons: 12
Coding region: 1-1503 (500 amino acids)
Biological process (GO): fructose transmembrane transport
Cellular component (GO): membrane
Molecular function (GO): fructose transmembrane transporter activity
Source: RefSeq, a predicted model, not a curated record
AUGGAGAAAGAAGAGCAAGAGAAGAAGGAAGGGAAACUGACCCUGGUGCUGGCCCUGGCAACAUUGAUAGCUGCCUUCGGUUCAUCUUUCCAAUAUGGGUACAACGUGUCUGCGGUCAACUCACCAUCAGAGUUCAUGCAACAAUUUUACAACAACACCUACAAUGAAAGAACUGGGGAUUCCCUUGAUUCCUUCACCCUGACGCUGCUGUGGUCUGUGACGGUGUCCAUGUUCCCCUUUGGGGGCUUCAUAGGCUCUCUCCUGGUUGGACCCUUGGUGGAUAAAUUGGGCAGAAAGGGGGCCCUGCUCUUCAACAAUAUAUUCUCCAUCAUCCCAGCCAUCCUAAUGGGGUGCAGCAAAGUUGCCAAAACCUAUGAGCUUAUCAUUGCUUCCAGACUUCUGGUUGGAAUAUGUGCAGGUGUAUCUUCCAAUGUGGUCCCUAUGUACUUAGGGGAACUGGCCCCUAAAAACCUGCGAGGGGCUCUUGGGGUGGUGCCCCAGCUCUUCAUCACCGUCGGCAUCCUUGUGGCCCAGCUGUUUGGCUUUCGGGAUCUCUUAGCCAAUGAGGAAGGCUGGCCGAUCCUCCUGGGGCUGACUGGGGUGCCCGCAGCCUUGCAGCUCAUUCUCCUGCCCUUCUUCCCUGAGAGCCCCCGCUACCUGCUGAUCCAGAAGAAAAACGAAUCAGCCACCGAGAAAGCCCUGCAGAGGCUUCGAGGUUGGGAAGACGUGCAGUGGGAAAUAGAGGAGAUCCGGAAGGAGGACGAGGCUGAGAAGGCCGCGGGCUUCAUCUCUGUGUGGAAGUUGUUCAAGAUGCGGUCCCUGCGCUGGCAGCUCAUUUCCAUCAUUGCCCUCAUGGCCGGCCAGCAGCUGUCAGGAGUGAACGCGAUCUACUACUACGCUGACGAGAUCUACCUCAGCGCAGGUGUGAAAAGCAACGACGUCCAGUUUGUGACAGCUGGGACAGGGGCAGUCAAUGUGUUCAUGACCAUUGUCACGGUAUUUGUGGUAGAGCUUUGGGGACGGCGACUUCUGCUCCUCCUUGGCUUCGCCACCUGCCUCACCGCCUGUAUCGUGGUGACGGUUGCACUGGCUCUGCAGAACACCAUCACCUGGAUGCCUUAUGUCAGCAUUGUCUGCGUCAUCGUCUAUGUCAUCGGACAUGCCCUAGGGCCCAGUCCCAUCCCUGCCCUGCUCAUCACGGAGAUCUUCCUACAGUCCUCCAGGCCAUCCGCCUACAUGAUCGGGGGCAGUGUCCACUGGCUCUCCAACUUCGCCGUGGGGCUCAUCUUCCCAUUCAUUCAAGUGGGUCUCGGUGCCUACAGCUUCAUCAUCUUCGCGGUAAUCUGUCUCCUCACCACCAUCUACAUCUUCAUGGUCAUCCCGGAGACCAAGGGCAAGUCAUUCAUUGAAAUCAACCAGAUUUUCGCCAAGAAGAACAAGGUGUCAGACGUCUACCCAGACAAGGAGGAACUCCAAGACCUCCCACCUGCCAUGAUUCAGUAG